This is a messenger RNA of Dendronephthya gigantea, 2929 nucleotides long. RefSeq names its product G patch domain-containing protein 1-like. The record is from RefSeq and is a predicted model, not a curated record. Gene Ontology annotation, biological process: mRNA processing. Gene Ontology annotation, cellular component: nucleus. The transcript is spliced from 6 exons. Gene Ontology annotation, molecular function: RNA binding. Bases 11 to 2596 code for a protein of 861 amino acids. Lineage: Eukaryota; Metazoa; Cnidaria; Anthozoa; Malacalcyonacea; Nephtheidae.
UCGAUCCAAUAUGGCGGCAGAAGAAGAAAGUUUCGUCAAUAUUGGUACAGCGUUUGACGUUCCCGAUGAAGACGCGCCGAAGAAAAAAUCCCUUCCUGUGCAUGAACAAUAUGCCACAGACAGCGAUGGUCGAAGACGAUUUCAUGGUGCGUUCACAGGAGGCUUUUCAGCUGGCUAUUUCAACACCGUUGGCAGCAAGGAAGGAUGGACGCCCUCUACCUUUGUGUCAUCUCGAGCGAAAAGAUUGGAAUCAUCGCGGCAAAAGCCCGAGGAUUUUAUGGACGACGAAGAUCUCGGGGACUUUGGCAUAGCCCCGAGAAAUGUUGAAACGACAAAGCUGUUUUCUCGAGAACGCGAGGCCAGAGAGAAACGGAACAAUGUUCCAUCAACGUCUGGGAUUAGUUUAGACUCGGUCAUGAAAUAUGCUUUAGAAGACUUAGUAGUUCCUUGUCGAAUGUCUAUUGGAGUUAGGUUGUUGAAAAAGAUGGGGUGGAAGGAAGGGCAAGGUAUUGGCCCACGUGUGAGACAAAUUCCGAAGAAGAAGGUAUAUGGAUGUGUCUUUCAUCCUGGUACCGCAGUAAACACUGAGGAAGACAAUGAACAGGAUAUUUAUGCUCAAGGGUUGCUGUUUGCACCAAAGGAUACAACCACAAUUAAGUUCACUCCAAAAGAUAAUUUACAUGGUAUAGGUUACAAAGGAAUGUUGGCCCCUGUACCAGCAGAGAUGUCCAAGCCUGGCUUCUCAGGAAAUUUGAAGAUCAAAGGACAGGCAUUUGGAGUGGGAGCAUUUGAGGAUGAUGAUGAGGAUGUAUAUACUCAAGAUUCUAUGUCAAACUAUGAUAUUGAACUCCAUGAUAAUCACAAGCAAUCUCAUUCAGAUCUUCAUGGAUGGACAGGACCACCAGGACAGGCAAUUAAAGGUGGAGCGCUUUCCCUUUUUGCCAAAGCUUCUAAACCAAAACCAGCCAACAAAGUAUUUGCCCCACCAUCAAUCCCCAAAGGAUACCAACCGUUUUCCGUGAAAGAAACUUACGAUAAGAAACUUGACGAGAAGAAUGUGACUCGUCAUACUUCCGAAACGAGAGGCACACUUCUUGGUGAACAACCAUUACUAAAAACAAGAAAGUCUGUGUUUGAUUUGAUGAGCAAAGAUGAUCGAGAGCGCAUUGCGUCGACGAAGAAAACUUUACAGUCGAAUUAUCCCGCGGGAAAAAUUCCACCCGGUACAAAUCUUCGUGCAGCGGGUUUUCAACCGUUUGCCAAAGAUCCAGCUAAACAGGCUCGCUAUGAAAGCUUCCUCGAGUCUCGGAAGACUGGCAAGGAAUCAAAUGCACCAAGUGACUUACGGUGUAGUUUGACUGAAUGGGAAAGGGAGCGUGAAAAAGAAGAGUUUUCAAGGUCGGCGAUGCUUUAUCAACCGCUGAAGGGAGACAUUGCCGCUCGUUUCACGAGAGGGAGAAACAUCGAUGAUGAUCUCCCUGAUAAAAACCAAUCCAAGUCAACUGUAGACGAGAAUAAGUCCGUUGAAGAAAAGGCUGCAGAGAUGAAGAUGUUUGGCAAACUAACCAGGAAAACAUUCGAAUGGCAUCCAGCCAAGCUGUUAUGCAAGAGAUUCAACAUUCCAGAACCUUAUCCUUCGUCGAGUGGAACCGGUCUUGUUGGUGAGAAGAAAGAAAAGUUUACUCUUGCUCAACUCUUUGAAACGUCACAAAAGGACGAAAGCGUUGACACUUGCUUGAGAGAAGUGACAAAUGUGCCGGACAAUUCAACAAUCGUAUCUGGGAAACAGGUUACUGCAGAGAAUGUGAACACGGAGGAAAAUACAAGGUUGAACCCAACUUCCGACGUGAUGGAUACUUUUGAGCAAAAACCCAGCGAAAAACCGUCGAUGGAUUUGUUCAAAGCAAUAUUUGCUAGCUCGUCGGAAGACGAGUCUUCAAAGUCCGACGACGAAGAGUUUGGAAAUGAACAAAAAAGCCAUUUACCAGCUGAAACGUCUAAGUUUAGUGACAACCAAGUAUUAGUCGUAACCAGCCAAGAGACAAAAACAUAUCAUGAGGAGAAAUUUAAAGAAAUUCAUAACCAGGAUGUUGGUGUUCACAAAUACGCAGAUCGGGAUAGUACCCAAGCAAGUAUUGAAAAUGCGAAAAAUAUCCCUGGCCAAAACAUCACUGAACAAAAUACAAUGGAAGAGGAAGAGGAAGAAGAAGAGGAGUAUGGUCCUAGACCACCACCAAUAGAGACACAAACACCCGAAGAGAGUUAUCAUAAAUCAGAAUACAGAAAAACUGUUCCAUUUUCCCGCUAUGAUUCAAAUAGCGAGUCGGAUAGCGAUAGACCUAAACGAAAACACAAAAGGAAGCAGAAACACAAGACGAAACACAAGAGUAAAGACAGGGAUAGGGAAAAGUCAAAGAGAAGAGGAGAUAGAAUGAACAAAAAUGAUCGCGAAACCUCAUCGAGUUCUCUCAAUUCCAACUUAGGUGAUAAGCAAACCAGGACAUCGAAUCAAAGCGUCACCCCAGAUGACAAACAGAUUCUGUCGAAACUCAAAGCCGUCCAAAAACGGCGAAUGUGUGCUGCAGAUUUUAUGUGAUAUCAGGACAUAUAAUAUGAGAAUAAGAAUCUUCCAUGAUAUAGCUAUGUUGACUUGUCUGAAUCAUGCAGAUGUACUUUUCACUCUGCAUGCUCGCUUGAAGUAUAACGAUCGUGUAACGGUAAAUUUUAGGCGCCAGUUAUCAAAUUGUAUAAGAAAGAGUUAGUGAAAGUUUAGCGCUAACAGCCAUCAUCGAGGAUUUUGGAGUGAACAACAAUCUUAGUGCAAAACGUAUUCGAUGAAAACAGUAACGGCAGAGACCCAUAGUAUACCUAACCAAUUUAUACAGCCAGUGGCGUAGCCAGCCUGACUAUUUUGUCCCGCUAUGUAAAU